AUGCAGUCGGAAGAUCCUACAAGUGCUUCUUCGGCUCCUCAGGCAGGAAAGAUUAUCUCCCUGUGCUGGAAUGCGGGGGCACUCGCUGCUGCUUACUACGAUAUCGAUCAACUCGAACUGUACGCAAUACAGCAAGCGAUCGAACCACGGCCCCAGUACGUGCUGCUUAGAGAGCUUGUCCGUCGCUAUCAUCCUUUGUUCUACGUUCUAUCUGGUCCCAGCUGUUUUGUGGAAGAUUGUCGUGAGGUGUUGCGCCUUCCUAUAGACCUUCCGAACCAAGCGGAUGCUUCGGAUUCCACCACCGGGAACAGAACCAUGGCUACUCAAUCCACAAACGUGAAGACUGUUGAGUAUUCCACCCAUACACAAUCGGCUGCCAAAAAUCGUUUGCUAGCACUCAAACUUCCCGGCAUGCCACCGGAAUCGGAUGAGAACGAGUGCCGAACCUUUCUCGAGAGUAUACUACCAUUUGAGCAAGAGCUGCUCGUGUGCAGUGUUGGCAGUUUGCUGCUGCUUUUAGAUACCGUAGGCGAUUCCGUGUCACCGGAGCAACUAGUGACGAAGAUCAACGUCAUCACGCCUAGCACGCAACUCAUCAUCGACGGAUUAACGUAUGAAGCGUUGCAGAUAUUUGAUACUAGCCGUCAUCCGUCCGGAUUCAAGUGUGGUACCGACUCGCGGGGACUCUCCGUGUUCAGCUUGUUCAACAAAUGCUCCUCGAAAAAUGGGGAAGAAUGGCUUAGCCGCCUAAUGACGCAACCGGUACGAGACCGGACGGAGCUAGAGCACCGCCUCAAUACUGUACAGUGGUUGUUGGCAAAUGUUCGCUACGCGAACCAGUUCGAUCAGUGUUUGAAACAUCUGUCCAAUGUGGGGCUAUUGUACCGAAAGAUAUUACGAGGAACCGCACGAAAUACCGAUUGGAAGAUGUUGAAGAAAAAUCUUUACUAUAUGUACUCGCUCUGCAAACUUUGUGCCUUAACCCUCGAGGAUGCAAAUACUACAGGAACAGUAGUACAGCAGCUUGGGCAGUACAUGCGCAAUCCGAGUAACGCGCUCAAACACGUACUAUAUACGAUCGAUAAGUGUUUGGAUCUGGAAAAAGGAGAAGAGGAAAACAAGGUGGCUAUUCGUGCCGGGCUAGAUCCUGCCGUUGAUCGAUUGCGCGAACAGUACGACGAAUUGCGACAAGUCGUGAUGGAAUCGUCCCGACUAGGGCUGGAAACUAUGCAACUAGACAUGGCGAACAUCUGUGUUACGUAUCUACCAUCGUUCGGUUUCGUGAUCAGUACCCAGAUAGAUGAACAGCUGCAACGGUCGGGAAUCUUCAAUAACUCUUCGUUCGACUUAGUAUUUCAGGCUGAGAAUACAGCAUACUUUCAGAUUAAUUUAUGCAAAGAGUUGAACGACGAGUUCGGCCAAAUGGUCGCAACCAUGAUUGAGCACGAACUUGCGGUACAGAUGCGUCUAACGACCUUUGUGGGCACAAAGUUCCCGGAAGUGAUGGGUAUAUUUAAGCUGGCAGGAAAACUGGAUGCUUUGCUUUCAUUUGCAACCGUGGCAAAGAUGCAUCGCUAUGUGCGUCCAAUUAUUUGCGACGAAAAGGUAUUGCAAAUUCAUGCUGGACGGCAUGUUGUGCUAGAACACCGAAGAUCGUACCGAUCGAACGACACGAACGCAGGUGAGGCAAACAGGCACCUGGUAAACGUGAUUGCCGCUGAUGCAUCCGUCGGGAAAACAACAUAUCUAAAAGAGUUGGCCAUCAUCUGUUAUCUGGCACAUGUGGGUUCGUUUGUACCGGCUGCAUACGCCAAAAUUCCCAUCCUCGAUUCGAUCUACACACGGCUCGAUCAUCCCGAAUCGAUAUUUAGCGGCCGAUCUUCCUUCAUGUCGGAACUGUAUCAGAUGUCGAGUUUGCUGCAAAAUGCCACCGCCAAAUCGUUGAUUCUUAUUGAUGAGUUUGGCAAGGGCACAAACUAUCUCGAGGGGAAGUCUCUGCUGAUUGGCUCGAUAGAACAUUUGCUCAAACGUGGCCCUAAUGCUCCCAUCACCUUUGUUACAACGAAGUUUACCGGAAUUGAACAGUUUCUACCUACCCAGCACUACCGGUACCUUACGGUAAAGGUACACCGCGGAACUCGCAACCAUUCUCGAAACGGUACAAGCAGUGACACGUUGGACGUGACCUCGAUCGACCCUAGCGAUCCAAACGAGCAACUCAAAACCACGUACCAGUUGGCGUUUCGUGCCGUUUCCUUUGCCGUAAUGAAAUACCAUCAAGCGAGUGGCCAAGCACCGGCUACGGAAAACAUUCGGCUGCUGAUGGAAAACACUCCGAUCACGAGGGUACCGGAACGGUGUCUAGAAAUUUCGCAUCAACCGCCACGAACAGCACCCGACACGACAUCGAUGACGUUACCCGUGGUGGAGCCUAAUGGAAAUCUUAACGAAAAACGUAACAUUUAA
Molecule: messenger RNA, 2466 nt
Organism: Anopheles marshallii
Lineage: Eukaryota; Metazoa; Arthropoda; Insecta; Diptera; Culicidae
Product: mutS protein homolog 5-like
Exons: 2
Coding region: 1-2466 (821 amino acids)
Biological process (GO): chiasma assembly; mismatch repair
Cellular component (GO): nucleus
Molecular function (GO): ATP binding; mismatched DNA binding; ATP-dependent DNA damage sensor activity
Source: RefSeq, a predicted model, not a curated record